Molecule: messenger RNA, 1743 nt
Organism: Uncinocarpus reesii 1704
Lineage: Eukaryota; Fungi; Ascomycota; Eurotiomycetes; Onygenales; Onygenaceae
Exons: 3
Coding region: 1-1743 (580 amino acids)
Cellular component (GO): nucleus
Source: RefSeq, a predicted model, not a curated record
AUGGACAAUACCACGUCGCCUAUCAACAUCUCCUCGUCUCGCCAGACGUCUCUUUCGCCAGCUCAGCAGUCUUCCAAUCUCACCUCGGCGUUGCAGAGAGCGUCGGCCGUAGAUCGUCCUGAUCUUAUCCCUGCGUGGAACGGCGCCAGUCCAACCGCGUUCAAAUCAAAUGGUGCGCGAAAAGACUCGUUUAGUGCGACCAUGGCACAGUAUUCGAACGGCAGUAAGCCGAUCACGGUUGCUGGCUCCAAUAGAGACAAACCGCGCCGGGAGAGCCUUGCAGGCAGUCUGGUCGGGGGGAUGAGUUGGGGUGGCGUAUCCGUUGGAAGUUGGAUUAGAGACGACAUUAUCAUGACAGGAACCUCACCGUUUACGCUACAGUCGCCCUCGUACCACUCUUCCUCGUAUCUCCCCAAACUGGAAGCCAACUUUAUGCGCGACUUUUCGUGCUGUGGUAUCACUCUUCCUACGCUCCAUGAUCUGCUCCAACACUAUGAAGAGGCCCACGCUCAAAAAUCGCCCCCUGUGCCGCAGAGGACGCAGUCUGGUCAACCCAUUCCGGAUAACAGACCUGGUGGGAAUCAGAUUCAGGCAAGCCAACAACAUGGUGCGAACAAAGGCUUUGUUGCUCCCCAUCCCGUAAAUAACCAGCGGCCAUCGAAUCAAAUCCCGAGUCCGGCUCAGCAACGGGUUCAACCACAAACCGGGUUCAAUGCGUCGCGGGUCAUGGAUCUCCCUGAUUUGGAUACCGUUGAUGAUAUGGAAAUGGAUGACCCCUUAUCGGAUACUAGCUUUCAACAGCCUCAACAGCAGGCGUUCUUACAAACUCGUUUUGGUCAGGGGAAUGGAGGGAGUCGCGUAUCGCCUCUCAAUCUGGGAAUGCUGCAAAAUCAGGGAUUCAGGAGCUCUCAGCCUGGUACGCCGUCUUCUCCCGGAAGGCCAUUGCAAAACAAUCCGACUGUUUCCUCCGUGAACACCCCCACUCUCCUACCUCACUCACUGCAACAACAGCAAGUUUCUCAGUAUCGAAACACCCCUGAGUCUUCAGCGCCUGGGACACCGGCUGAGCUCGACGAGUCAAUUGUCGGUGGACUGGGUGAUAUGUCUAUGCAAGGUACACCUCUUGCCGGAAGUCAGGCCCAAUUCCCCGGAUACGGUGGGCAAAACGAUAUGUUGGACCUAUGUAUUGAUGAACCGGCCAAAAGACUGUUUCGACAAGGUGGCGGUUUCAAGACGCAACCGAAUGCGCAAUUCCGAUUGGGAGGCGCGCAAUAUGGACCGAAUAGUGAAAUUGCUCAACGAAUCCGGGAGCAGCAGAGGCUUGCGGGCGUCCCCGAUCCGACAUUCCUUCGACCCGACGAGGAGCCUAAACCGUAUAGAUGCCCGGUCAUUGGUUGCGAGAAGGCUUACAAAAACCAAAACGGCCUUAAAUAUCAUAAAUCGCAUGGUCAUAAUAACCAACAACUCCACGACAACGCUGACGGAACCUUCUCGAUCGUCAACCCCGAAACUUCCGCUCCAUACCCAGGUACCCUUGGCAUGGAGAAAGAGAAGCCUUACCGCUGCGAAGUUUGUGGAAAGCGAUACAAGAAUCUUAACGGCCUCAAAUACCACAAAGCCCAUUCACCGCCCUGCAACCCUGAACUGUCGUUCAUGGCUGGUAGGACAAUGAACACUGGUGGAGUCAUGCAAGGCGAAAACGUCAACGUCGCAGGAGCCGGCCUUCCCGGAAUUGGAGAAUAG